Conger conger (European conger) is the source of this 1556-nucleotide messenger RNA. RefSeq lists its product as uncharacterized. Gene Ontology annotation, biological process: N-acylphosphatidylethanolamine metabolic process. The transcript has 4 exons. NCBI's taxonomy places the organism in Eukaryota, Metazoa, Chordata, Actinopteri, Anguilliformes, Congridae. Gene Ontology annotation, molecular function: A2-type glycerophospholipase activity; glycerophospholipid phospholipase A1 activity. Gene Ontology annotation, cellular component: cytoplasm. The record is from RefSeq and is a predicted model, not a curated record. Bases 74 to 592 code for a protein of 172 amino acids.
GACGACACCAGGGAAUUUUGCAACGCGAUUAACCCACUUUUUUUUUGUCUUUUUCUCUCAGGAUACGUAAGACAUGGACUACAAACAACAGGCUGAAGACCUUGCGUCCGUCGCCCAGUUUGGAGAUUUGGUCGAAUUCUCUUAUCCUAUUGGAUAUUCGCAUUGGGGCGUGUACGAUGGUGACGGACACGUGGUCCAUUUUGGUGUUGCUGACGAGGGGCAUCUGAAGAAAAUGUUCCGCAACUCCCUUCAGACCGUGUUCCCCUUGUGCGGUGACCUCCUGAUCGGUGACACGUGCAUUAGACGGCAGCGGCUGGAGGACGUCACCGUGCCCAACGGGUCUCACAUUAUGAUCACCAACAACCGUCACGCGCGGAAGCCGUCCGCCGAGGACGAGAUACGGCUCCGUCGGGACGCGCUGCUGGGAAAGGAGCUUGCGUACGAGCUCUUCAGCCUGAACUGUGAGCACUUUGCCACCUUCGUGCGAUUUGGCGAAGCCGUGUGCAACCAGAUUCCAGGAAAAACUAAGAACGUGGAGUGUAAGUCGGCAACGGAGGUGUUCCAAAAAAUUGUGACCGAAUAUAAUUCCUGAAAAUGGCAGACAAGUUUGGAAGUAUUAUUUUUAUAUUAUAAUGCUUUUUUGUUGUAAAAAUGUAUAUUCACCCCAUUUUAUUAUUAACAAUACAGUUGUGAUUUUGUGUGUUUAUUUGUGCAAGCACCCCGGCAAAGAUGGCAGCCAUGAGUCUUUUCCUAUAAUUUGUAGUAGGUUAGACGUUAACACAUUUGGAUGGAUUUUUGACCAUUCCUCCAUGCAGAAUCUUUCAGAAUGAUUUUAUGUCAUUUCUGUAUUUCCUAUAAUUGUUGGGGUGACAAUAAUUUUGGUACCUGUGGUUUUCAGAAAAAAUUAGAUAACUAAAUAAAAACCAUUGAAACAUGACAGUAAAUGUAUUGCAAUAAAAGUAUAUAGUUUUCCCAUAUGUUUGAACACAAAAUAUAGAUCAUUAUCCAUGUUGUUUAUUAUAUGCAGCUGUCAGGUCUGUGUUUUUCUGUUAACUGAUUCAUGUCUAAAUCCCCAGCGUUUUUGCCUGUGCUUACCGUCGUCUCUUUUCCGUUUCAUUCCCUCAUUCAUCUGUUCCACCUGUGCUUCAUUUCGUGUCUCCGCCUCCCCACUCCUUAUAUGUACUUCCUUCCUGUCUCUUGUCAUUCAGUUCACCUGUUUCUCAUUGUCUGCUUGUUAGUUGUGUAUUUAAACCUGUCCUUUUCAGUUUCUCGUUGCUAGUUCGUCUUUCUGUUAUUCUGUUCUCUACCCCAGUUCUAGCUUCCCUGUACCCUGUUAUUAUCUGUCUGCCCUGCUUUUGGAUUGUCUGGUUCUGAUCUCUGUCUGGUUUUUGGACUCUGUUUUUGUUUUUUUUUCUUGUACUUUCGCUUGUUUGGACUUCCUGUUUCCUGACUUAACUCUGCCUGCCCUUCAUGUAACCGUCUGCUUUGACCAUUGCCUGUUUUUGACUACGUUUUGGAUCUGCCCUUUUGUCAUUAAAGCCUGCCCGAUUAUGUUA